UCUGUUAUGGUUUACGUGCGAUUUGCCGGAUGUUUCGCGAGCGUCACGACGACAAUGAGGAGGCUGCGAGAAAGCGAUGGCCGCGGUGCGACGUCUGGCAAGGAAGUCUGCGCGGAGGGCGACCGGGAGGCAGCUGUGCCGCGAAGUCGCGCAAUCCCGAGAGAGGAAGAGGAUAGAGAAGAAAAGGAGAGAUGAACAAAGUGCGCAAAUGGAAGCUGAACAGAGACAGUGUCGAGAUUGGCAGUGCCGUCUUGCAGAGCGGCCGACAGAAAACAAGAAGCCUACGAUUUCCGCCACUCGAGCGUUCGGUUAACGUACAAGUGCGAGUGAAUCGACGUACGCUUCAAAGAUUCGUAAGACGGAGAAAGCGCGUGUAAGGAAGAGGAUCGUCUGAGACGACGGUCGAGAGACAGAGAGAAGGAACGGAGCGAGCGUGCGCCGGGGACUGUCAUGGAGGCAGAUCCGCCUGGCAGGAGGGUCUCGACCUGCAGUACUCGGCAUUACCUGCCAGCGCGUGAACCACGCCGGCAGCUAGCCAGUGUCUCCGAAGUCGCGGACUCCGAUGGGUCGCGGAGCUUGCACGAGUAGUAGCGCGUGGUGAGCGGUACCGAGAAGCUCGCCAGGGUACCAGGGAGCCUCCUCUAGAAACCGGAGCGCUUACACGACACGGGCGAGCGAGAGAUUCGCCAAGUGUGCGCGUUAACGUCGCGCGUCGCGCCGUGUCGGUGAAAAACGGCGUAACGCGCGCAUAUAAAUUCGCGGCCAGCCCGUACUCCGGGAGACGACCCGCGACGACGACGACGACGACGACGACGGCGACGACGAGGACGCCGGUGGGGAAGGUGGCGGGAGAGGCGCGAGCGGUCCCAGGAGAGCGACACGUCGCGAUACGAUCGAUCCGUCAAAAGCCGUGCAGUAGCGGCACGCAACCCAAGCGGCGGCGAACGCGCGAGACCGCCCGCCCGCUGGCGAUGGAGGAAAUGUGUUGCUCGUGACGUCACGGAAUUCCUCCUCGGUGCUGCUGCUGCUGCUGCUGCUACUGGAGUAAACGGCCGCGAGCACUUGUCAUCGUGCCUUCUUGUUCUCGCGUAGUCGAUACUCUCGCGGAUACUUGCGUUCUCUCCGUGGAGAAACCCUCGGAGGAGAGCGAGAGAGAGAGAGAAGAAGCGCGCGCAUUCGGUAUAUAACGACGGUAAAGCGUCGGAAACGGAGCAAGAGGAACGAAGUGAGAGAGGAAAGUAAGAAGAUAGAUAGAGCGAAAAGGAGAGCCGCGGAGGAGCGGUGGAGAAACGUGGGCGUUGAGUGAUUGUUGUCGGUGCUAGUUUCCAUCGGGAGUCAUGAGAGACACGAACGAUAUGAUGGAGGACGCCCUGUCGGAGGACACGAUGAUGGAUUGUGGAGGAGAUAGCGGAGAAGAUAGCGGAGGAUUGGAAGACUUCGUCAAUUUAUCCACUAAUAUCACGGAUAAUUCACGUACAAUACAAGAUGCCGCCGAACGGUUACUGACCUUGUUAGGCAUGGACGAAGACGAUGAGGACCUUCUGUCGUCGGAGGAGGAUGAGGGUGUUGAAGUAGACAUCGACGAGCUCGAGGAAGACGACGAGGAAACGGAUAAUACCAAAUUAUUGCAUCAACUCGCAGCCUCUUUAGCCCAGGAACUCAAAUAUUCCCAGAAACAGUCAUCGAGUAGCAGAGCGGCGUAUCAGGAUCAAAAUACGAUGCACAGCGUGGAGAUGUUGCAGGAUACGAGUUACCUUGGCCGCGGUUGCCUUCAGGAUCAAGUGGAUCAUCCAAAAACGUCUGUUCGUCAAAACAAUUUCGGUCACGAUGAUCUUGAUUUUUUUGACGAUCUCGACGAGCAAAACGCAAAUUUCACAAAGUUUACAAAUUUUGGAAACUUCCGUCAGGAACCACACGGUCGAACCCUUGAUUCUUCGAGUUUAGAUCAUCGCCUGUGGACGGACGAUUCAGGAUCCACGCAGGCUGCUGGAAAGUCCUUCAGCAACCAGCAGGAGCAGAAUCCCGAUUCCUGGACGGCAGGAUGGGACGCUUGCGCCACCGAGGCACUCCGAUAUCUCGUCGAGGACGAGGGUCUACCGCUUCAUCAUCCUACGGUUAUUGCCAUGAAAAAUCAUCUAGAUCUGCAGAGGGAGAGGGCGUUCAUUCAAUACACCGGGUAUACGGACAAGUCGCAAGACAUGAGUCUGCUCCUGGAUUGAUGAGGCUCUAGAAUUAAGGUAGAGAGCGAUUAAAUUUAUUUCUUGCGACGUAUCUCGUUGAAGAACUUUCGAGAGAGAGAAAUCUGAGAUAAAUUAAUCUUGUUAUUUAAAUAAAGCGAGCGUAAGAACAUGGCAUGUUGUGAAAUCGUUUGCGCAAGACUCUUCGCUUAUUUACAUUUUUCUUCUUUUGAAGAAAAAUUAUACUUUUCUUGAGUCCAUAAAGAUUCAUUUUGUACCAUAAAUAAUUCGACUACUAUCUGCUUUUCUUGAUUUUGCUACUUUCUUACAUUGCUGAGAGACAAUUAAUUGGAUAUAUUCAUUUGUUGAAACGUUGCGUUGAUUGUUAGACAUACAUUCUGACUGGAGCGUUAAUUUUUUGCUCGCAGACGUUGCGAGUUGGUUUUUCGGGAUCUUUCGACUAUUAUAAUAUUAUUGAAUAAAGCGUUCAUACGCUGGAUCGAUAUGAACGCCGUUUCUUUUUCGUAACGAGAUGUUCAAAACUUUGAAAUUCAUCAACGUGAACGUCUUAAUCAAGAACCAUGAAUCAUUAAAAGAAACUACUUCUAGCAAUUUUAGAAUCAUCGAACUGUAGAGAAACGUCCGGCGAAUCACAACUAGAAUUAUUCUUAAAACAAAUUCCUAGGUUAGCCUGUCGU
Molecule: messenger RNA, 2875 nt
Organism: Mycetomoellerius zeteki
Lineage: Eukaryota; Metazoa; Arthropoda; Insecta; Hymenoptera; Formicidae
Exons: 4
Coding region: 1338-2219 (293 amino acids)
Source: RefSeq, a predicted model, not a curated record